Messenger RNA from Parnassius mnemosyne (clouded apollo), 4233 nucleotides. Lineage: Eukaryota; Metazoa; Arthropoda; Insecta; Lepidoptera; Papilionidae. The record is from the annotation of a GenBank genome assembly.
AGCUGAAGUGAACCAUUUUUUUGUAGUUUUGAGUUUACGUCCACUUGGACAACUUUUCAGAAUACGAGUUUUUCCUUAGUCUUAUACUAUCACCACAAUAAAAAUAUAUAUAUAUAAAUCACUAAUAAUUAUUAAAAAGUUCACACUAAUAAAAUCACGUUUUUUUCACAGCAGUUUUUUGGUUAUAUUUAGGUAAUUGUUUUAGAUUUUAUUACGUAAAUAGUUGAGUUUUGUGUACUGGCAUUUUACUAACUACUCUAAACAUGAUUUUUUUUAAAUAUUUGAACUCAGCAAACUUCACUCCGUCUACAACAGCUAUUUUCAUAUCGUAGUUUUUCAGACGCCAGCAUUAUUCUGGUAGGUUUUAGAACCUCUAUUUUGAGUAUACAGUUGGACCUUUUUUAUGAGAUGGUUCUCCUUACUUCUACACUCCUUGUGUCAAUUGUAAAUGUUAGGCGAACCAUAGAUAUUAGCAUAUCCUUCAAUCUUAAAAUAUACAAAGUGAUUUAUUUAAUAGUAUAUUAAAUAUAUGAUGAGUUUUGUCUUAGAACUACAAUGUAGUUUGUAUAUUGUAUAUUAUACUAUUUUCAAACCAUAAAUGGCAAAAAAAAUACAAAUCAGUAUAGGCUGUACGGUCUAUGACCUUUGCCGACCUUAAUUGUAGAAUCGUUACAACAAUCAACAACAACAAAAGUAGCAAACAAACUUUAUAGAAACCUAGCAAAUCAAAAUCAAAAUAAUUAACGAUCUUUAAGUAAUAAGUAUAUCAUAAUUCAUAUAAUAUCUUCUAAUUCCAUUCAAAUAAUAUAAUUAAAGUCCUACAAACUUGUUAAUUAUUCUUCUAUGAAAUUGAGGUUUCUAGUAUUGCUUAAAUAAAUACAGAAAAAGGGUAAGUAAAAAUCUACGCGAAGUUGUUUACAUAAUGUUUCUAUUUUUUACGAUUUACAUUUUUUGUUAUCUCUUUUAAAGAUUUUAUCAAAAGUUUAAGAUGAAUAAUGAGACGAAAGAAGCAUUGUCAAGAGAGUUGAAAUUAUUGCAAGAACGGUGUAUAGACGCUUAUAAUGUUAUUGAGAAUUCGCCAGAUGUGAGUCUUAUACCAAACAACACAGAAGCUAAAGCUUUAAAUUAUGUAGAAGCGUUACGAACAGAUAUACAAAACUCGCACACGGCUAUUACGACUGACAGUAAUUUACUAACAAGUCAAUUCCUCGCUGAAAUGAAAGAGAAAACUGAACAAGUUGAAGAACUCAUAGCUUUUACCAAGGGCUCAAUUCAUGACUUGGAUGCCAAAAUAGAAAAUUUAAAUAACUUGAUCAAAACAUCACAAGAAGCCAGAUCAAGACCUAGAGCAGAAAAGAAGGAUAUACAUCCACAGCACAUAGAGAAGGCUAAGGCAAGAUUCCAUAUGAUAAAAAAAGAACUUCAUGGACUUAUAUAUUCCUUGUAUCCUAACUCUGCUGAUCUUAUCAAAGAUGUUUUAGGGCAAUUGAUGCAAGAGAGGCUAGAUGAAACAUCAAGUGGUUACAUUCAGGUUACAACAGAAAAUUACCCUGCUUUACUACUGCUAAAGGACAUGAACAUAGUGUCUGCAAACCCUUAUAAUAAUAUGGAAGUUAAACUUAAUUACUGAAUACUUGAAGAGCUGUAUGUUUAGAUGUAGUUAUAAAUAAAAUAAAUUAAAAUAAUUAGUUUUUUUUUUUAUAUUAGUCAAACCUAUUUACAGUUUCGUAACUGUAGAUUCUUAUUUUUUUUUAUAUAGUCAUCAGGUGGUGGCAGAAAAAAAAUCCAUCACCAUUUUUUGUCUUCUGGAUAUAUAAAAGGUGACUAUGAAAACUGUCAAAAGAUGUCAUCAUAGCUUCUAAUAGUGGUGGUAUAAUACAUAAUUCAUCCUACUUCUUACUAUUGUACUAGUAAUAUUAUAAACAUGAAAGUUUGUGAGGAUGUAUGGAUGUUUAUUACUGUUCCCCACAAAAACUACUGAAUUAUUUUAAUGAAACAUUACAAUAAUGUAGCUUACACAUCAGAACAACCAUAGGCUAUAAUUAAUAAAGAUAUUGUGUAAAGUGGUCAAAAUAUGACGAUAAGUGUUGAGUAAGUCGGAAAAAUUUAUAUAUCUAUUUUGGCGUGCGGUGAAAAAAUUGUAAGGGUUACAAAUAUAAUUUAUAGUGGGAUUGUUUCUACUAAAUAGUCUACAAAAAAGUCCACGACAGUAUAUAUCAAUUUUUUAAUCUGUAAGCGAUUAUUACCAAAAUAGUGAACCAUUUCCGGCUAAAUAUUACGUCACAUAAGUAGCGGCAUGAAAGUCUAGCGAUGACCGUUACUGCGCAUAAUUCGCGCUGAUUGCCUCUCCAGUCGAAUUCAUGCGUGUCCCCUGCACGUUUUAUUCAGCGCUAGCCUUACGUGGCGCGACUUGUACUUUGUGGUAGGACUAAUUUUCUGCAUAAGGGACUCUGGCUAGGCACGAACCUCUUAAAAUUUUUCUGUCGAUAAGCUGCAAUACGCGCACUGCAACUAUGUUUCGUUUUGAAAAGUAUAGAGAGCCAGUAUAAUUACAGGGGUGAGACGUUCCAUCUUAGUACGCACCUGUAGCGUUCUUUAUUUGCGGUUGAUUGGAGGCGACUUUAGGCUGUAGUAGUCACCAUCAGGUGGGCUGUAAGUUCGUAUGUCACUAUUUUUAGGGUUCCGUACCUCAAAAGAAAAAAAUGGAACCCUUAUAGGAUCACUUUCUUACCCGUCUGUCUGUCUGUCUGUCUGUCAAGACCCUUUUUCUCAAGAACGCGUGGAGGUAACGAGCUGAAAUUAAAAAGCCAACGUAAUCAAAAGAUACAGCCAUUUAUGCCGUAAAUUUUCGACAUUCGCAAGGGAAUCUAAACCUACAGGGUACUUCCCGUGAACUCAGAAUCUUGAAAUUUGGUACGAAGCAACGUUUUAUAGCACAGAUAAAGGAAUAAUUGCGAAAAGCGUAAAUUUUUAGUUACAUCAUAUAAUAAAAAUAUUUUUAAUAAUUUUAAACUUAUAUACCUUUUUUUUGGAAUUGAUUGGAUUUGUUCGGAACCCUCGGUGCGCGAGUCCGCCUCGCACUUUGCCGGUUUUUUUAAAAACAAAUAGGUACAAAUUUCCUCUUCUUUUUCAGUUAUAAUGACGUACAUUAACAUAACCAGCGUCAAAUUGUUCGUCAAGGUGCAGAAUAUUUUCGGGAUAUGCAAAGUUUUCGCCUGUCUUAUUGUCAUCGGUGGUGGAAUAUACGAAAUCGCCAAAGGUAACACAGCAAACUUAAACAAGGGCUUUGAAGGCAGCACUACGAGCGCUGGGGGAAUAGCUCUCGCUCUGUACUCCGGGCUGUGGGCGUAUGACGGAUGGAACAGUGUCACCGUGGUCACGGAGGAAAUUAUCAACCCUGGCGUAAACGUCCCACUCAGUAUAUCAAUAGCAGUGCCUCUAAUAACGGGACUUUACGUUUUUAUGAACGUAGCGUACAUGACCGUUUUAAGCUAUGCGGAAAUGACUUCAGUGCCAGCGGUAGCUAUCGCGUUUGGCGCUAGAGUACUCGGUCCCGCCAGUUUUUUGAUACCUCUCGGUGUUGCCAUCGCAACUUUUGGGUGCGCUAUGAGUGUGCAGUUUGGUGUAACAAGAGUGUGUUACACUGCAGCUAGGGGAGGGCAUAUGUUGGAAGUAUUCUCGUAUGUUAAUUUGAAACGACUCACCCCUGCACCGGCUGUAGCUUUUCAGGCAAUACUAACAUCAAUAUUUAUAAUUGUGGGUAACAUUAAAACAUUAAUAGAAUUUGCAAGCUGGUUUCUUUGGUUUUUCUACGGACUAGCCAUGGUGGCUUUAUUGGUUUUAAGAAAAACUCAAGCGGACAAACCUAGGCCUUACCGAGUGCCUACAAUUGUUCCAUGUUUUGUUUUGCUAGUGGCAAUAUUUCUUUCAGUGUUACCAAUUGUACACGACCCAUCCAUUAAGUAUUUAAUGGCGGUUGGGUUUAUCGUGUUAGGAGUGGGAAUAUACACGGUUUUCGUGUAUUACAAAAAAACGCCGACUGCUAUUUUAAGAAAAUUAACGUUCCUGAUACAAGUGCUUUUUGAGAGUGUGCCGCCUAACGACCGUCAAGACUGAUUUUAUUUAUUAGACAUAAACUCAAAAGGAUAUAAUAUUUUUAUAAUGUAUGAUCCACAUCUGUAAAUAUAGCUUUUAAGAGGAAGCAUAAUAAUAUAAUCAUUAUUGAUAUAAUUU